AUGUUGACGCUUUUAUCUAAAUACGACGAUCCUAAAGAUUCAUUCGGACUUUUACAGUUAAAAGGAGUAGGCGAAAUCAAAUACGAUGUUUCCAUGAGUAUUCCUAAAUGCAAAAUCUGCGGUUGUCAAGAAUUUCCUAUCAAAGGAGAUGAACAACUCUGCAAAUGCCCAAUUUGUUAUCCAAACGAGGAUUAUGUUGAUCAAAUUGUAAAAUUAUCAGGAGAAAUUAACGAUGCACAGCAUUAUUUUUUCAUUUUUGAUACUUCAUACAAAAUGAGUUAUAUUAUCAAGCAAUUAAUACAAUUAUCAAGCAUCAUGGGAGACGAACAGACAGUUACUAUUAUCGGGAUUUCAAAUCUCACAACAAUAAUUUAUAAAAGUGAUUUAGGAGUGGCAACUCUAUUUACUUUCAAAGAUAUGAGCGAGUUUAAGACCAGUAAAUUAUAUGCUGUUAACAAAAAGACUCUAAUUGAUACAAUUAUCCCUGGAAUGCCAACAAUUUUCAACAUAACAAGAAAUCAAGAGACAGGACAAGCCAUUAAUUUAACUCAUGUUGUCGAUUUACUUACGAAAUUCACUUUUAUACCUUGCUACAUUGCUUUAUUCUACAUUCGUCGCGAAUCUGCAAUAAUUACAUCAGAUGAAGCCUUAGAUCUUGGUAGUAAUAUCAGCCAAGGUGAUAAGAACAUUAUUCAUUUCAUUGCUGAGAAAGGAUUCAAAAGAUUAACUGCAAUUGCCAGAGUUUCAGGCGGAAUUGUUGUUAAACCUGUUAGAAAGGAUAAAACAUUCGUAAGGAAUCUUAUUAAUGUCUCUUCUCGCUCUCUUGUUAAGUUAUUUGUUCCGAAAUCUGUCAAACUCGUUGUUUCUACAAACGAAUUCGCUUUCAAACAGAAAUCACAGUACUCAAAGUAUGUAACCUCUCAAAUUCGCGGUUUGGCCUGUCUUUUCAAAGUCCAACAAAUUAAUGAAAAAUCUUCCAUUAAUAUUGUCGAAAUAAGCGAAACAGCAGUUGGAAAAUGCAUGGUAUUGCAUCGCCAUAAGAUUGAUGCUCCAGAAAACCAGCAAUUACAGAGAGAAAUGAAAAUGAAACUUGCAGUUUACAAAGUACUCAAAACAGCGUGGCAGGGUGAUAAUAUUUUGAAAUUAAUGCAAAGUUUGAUCACUGACGAUAUGAAGAAAGGAACAGCAAUUGAUAAUUACGGAGUUAAUCCUGAUGAAGACAUUUAUUCACUCUAUCAAGUCCUAACUAAGGUCGGAUAUGUUUAUAAUUCAUAA
Molecule: messenger RNA, 1275 nt
Organism: Trichomonas vaginalis G3
Lineage: Eukaryota; Parabasalia; Trichomonadida; Trichomonadidae
Exons: 1
Coding region: 1-1275 (424 amino acids)
Source: RefSeq, a predicted model, not a curated record